AUGGUGAAUGCCAAAUAUGUCGCCUUUACCGUCAACAAGCAGACUCCCUUCUUGCAGACGCCAGACCAGGCCUAUGCCACCGUAAUCAACUGCCGGCGGCCAGGCGGGAAGCGCGCGGGGCUGGCGCACGAGGUGCGAUCCCACAAUGUGCCGCUGGCCAUGGUCGAAGGCAGUUUGAAGCGCAAGCGGGGCGAUGAGUCCAGGAAGGACUCUGAGCAGGCGGGCAACCCGGCCGCCUCUUUCGGAAACGAUGCGACUCCACUCACUGCGGCACCGGCCCGUCCACUGCUUAACCAGCAGUGGCAGCAGCGCAAGCCGACGAGGUUACGAAGGGGCAAGAUCCUGUCCAAAGGCGUCGAUCUGGACUGCUGGUUCAUCAUACUGUCCUACUCGGACCCUGCGCAGCUGCUCGAGAUGCGUAGCAAGAUUGCCUCAUGCUACCGGUUUUUGCGGGAUAACCCCAUGCUCUGGAAGCAUAGCAGGGUUUACUAUUACGGAACCGACAUGCCGGACCCACCUCCAGGUCUCACCGAGUUCCAGUUCGCCCACUUGCGCCAUGGGCAUGGCUGUAUGGACUGCGGCGCCCCAAACACUCGCAAGACCUUCUGGGCCUUCCUGCGCCGCAUGUGCAAAGACUGUCUCAACACCCAAGUCAUCAGGGAAUACGAUGCUGUUGCCCAGCUGAGAGGUCCAAACGGCGAAGACGUAUCCUAUAUCCGCGCUGCCUUGCCCAGUGGCAUCUUCGAUUCAUGGGGUAACUUUGUCGGCGUGGGACCAGCGAGUACGCAUGCGCUGAAGACCAUCUACUUGCGGUCAGACGUGCAGAAGCUCGUUGCCGAGUUCCACAAGGAGUCCAGAGAGAGGGACCCCAACACAGAAGAGACGGCUACAUGGUGGACUGAAUGGCUUGCUGACAAGGCCAAGAAGGUAGAAGAGCGCCAGAUGUUUGCAAAGAAGAUGGAGCAGUGGGAAGAGAUGCAACGCACGGCUAGAACUUCUGACUACACUGCAAAGAAGUUACGGCGCAAGAACUUCUUCAAGGAAAAGGCGUCCCAACUCGAUCCACCCAUCAGUAUCAAAGAGCUAGAAGCGUGUCCGGCAUACAAGCGUGCCAUUACCAUCCCCAAAGACCCCAACAGCACCUCCUGGGAUCUUCUCAAGCCCAAGAUCGUAAAGGAAGCCGCCGAAAAUGCGGCCAAGAGAAACAUGGAAGAAUCGCGGCCGGCAACGGCAUCGACGUCCGGCAUCUCUACGCCUACCGGCAGCCUGGAUGGUUACCCGCACACGCAGCCGUAUCUCGGCAUGAUCAUGGGUAUGCCUCCGCACAAUGGCAUGUACUGA
Alternaria ethzedia is the source of this 1341-nucleotide messenger RNA. RefSeq lists its product as uncharacterized. The record is from RefSeq and is a predicted model, not a curated record. Lineage: Eukaryota; Fungi; Ascomycota; Dothideomycetes; Pleosporales; Pleosporaceae. The transcript has a single exon. Bases 1 to 1341 code for a protein of 446 amino acids.